AUCUAUUCCCAUUUCCCAAUCCCAUUGUAAUUUACUUUCUUGAGUAUAUUUUUAUAUUACUAAGUAGAUAAGAUAACAUAAUUUCUUAGUAUAUAUAUGUGGCGUUAACUUGCUCUUGUUACUUCACUUGCAUAGAGAGUGUGUAGUUGAGUCUCUCAUCAAAUGACCGAGUCAACGAGUCGACCCGUUGGCGGCACCGAGUUCAGCUGGUGCAAGGCUGUUCCCGGUGGCACUGGAAUCACUGUACUAGGCCUCAUCCUCUCUAAACCACCAACCAUCUCGUUUCUCCAAAAUGCCCUCAACGAUAUCCAAAAUUCCCAUCCUAUCCUCCGCUCAAAAAUCCACUUCGACGAUUCCACCAACACCUUCCACUUCGUUACUCAACAAACUCCCUACGUUGAAAUCCAACCGUACGAUCACCAAUCAGCUUCCCAAAUCAUCCAAACCCAAUCCAACGGACACGAUCAAAUCGAGCCCUUCCACGCUCUCUUCGAGCACGAGCUGAAUGUGAACACGUGGCGCGAUCACAGCGAGGGAGAGAUCGACGCGAUGUUUGCGAGCGCGUACGCGAUCGAAGAUGACCGGUUAGCGGUGUUCCUCCGCCUGCACACGGCGGUCUGUGACCGAGUUACUUCAACGGCGCUGUUAGGGGAGCUGAUCGAGCGGUUGCGCAUCGGCGGCGAUGGCGGCGGAAGGAAGAUGGAAGUGGAAGAGAUGAACGUGGCGCUUGAGGAUCUGGUUCCUGAAGAGAAAAAGAGGAAACCGUUUUGGGCGCGUGGAUUUGACAUGCUUGGCUAUUCGUUGAACGGGUUCAGGCUUGGGAAUUUGAAUUUCGUAGAUGCUGAUUCGCCAAGAAGCUCUAGGAUUCUGAGGUUGCGAUUCAACGAAGAAGAAACCAAAAAUCUAAUUGAUGCAUGCAAAUCAAGAGGAAUUAAGCUCUGUGGAGCACUUGCAGCAGCUGGAAUGAUUGCUUCAUGGACCUCUAAGAAUCUUCCUGAUUAUCAAAGGGAAAAAUAUGGUAUGGUUACCCUUAUCGAUUGCCGUUCGAUGCUCGAUCCUGUUCUUUCCAGGGACCAUGUUGGUUUUUACCAUUCUGCAAUCAUGAACACACAUGAUGUGUGUAAAGAAACCCUAUGGGAACUAGCAGAGAGAAUCUACACAUCCUUUGCAAAUGCUAAGAACAGCAACAAGCAUUUCACAGACAUGUCUGACCUCAACUUCCUCAUGCUCAAGGCUAUUGAAAACCCAGGUUUGACGCCGUCAUCAUCGCUUAGAACUUCAUUGAUCUCUGUGUUCGAAGACCCCAUUGUCGAUGAUUCGGCCGGAAUUCGUCAAGAGCUUGGGGUGGAGGACUAUCUAAGUUGUGGCUCCUUACAUGGUAUAGGAACAUCCAUGUCCUUAUUUGACACCAUUAAGGAUGGAAAAUUGGAUUGUGCUUUUGUGUAUCCAUCACCACUUCAUUCAAGAGAGCAGAUUCAAGAAUUAAUUGAUCAUAUGAAGAGUAUACUUCUGAAUGGUUGUAAGAUUGAAUGAUGGUGAUAAUUAUCAUUUACAAAUUCAUACAACUAUAUGUUGCUUCUUCAAUCCCAAUUUAUGGUUGUACUUGGUCUAUUGAAAUAUUGGUAAGAAAUAAUGUAAACUGCAAUAAUGAAGGAAUAAAUCAUCCACCGAAAUUGUUAUAC
Molecule: messenger RNA, 1682 nt
Organism: Arachis ipaensis
Lineage: Eukaryota; Viridiplantae; Streptophyta; Magnoliopsida; Fabales; Fabaceae
Source: RefSeq, a predicted model, not a curated record